Protobothrops mucrosquamatus (brown spotted pit viper) is the source of this 1311-nucleotide messenger RNA. Its product is annotated as olfactory receptor 11H6-like. The transcript is spliced from 3 exons. Gene Ontology annotation, molecular function: G protein-coupled receptor activity; olfactory receptor activity. Bases 1 to 1311 code for a protein of 436 amino acids. Gene Ontology annotation, cellular component: membrane. Gene Ontology annotation, biological process: G protein-coupled receptor signaling pathway. The record is from RefSeq and is a predicted model, not a curated record. NCBI's taxonomy places the organism in Eukaryota, Metazoa, Chordata, Lepidosauria, Squamata, Viperidae.
AUGGACUUGCAAGCAGUUGCUUCUACAAGAUUAGGACCAAAUAUUUUAGAGCAGGUCAGUCUGCAGUCAACACAAAUGCCUCAAGUUGUACCUCCAAACCAAUUGGCGAUUAAUUCAAACUGGGAAUUUGCUACCACAAGAUGUAGUGCUGGUACUACCUACGUUGGCUUCAGAAAAGGGUGGACCUUUUGGAAGUUAUGGGAAACAUUGGUUAUUAGCCUGGAUGGAAGUGGGACUGCCUCUAAAGGACAUCUGCUGAAAGACUUGUGGAUUUUUUGCCAUUGGUUGGCCACUAGAUAUAUUCUUAAGCCUUUGAGGAACUCUCCAACUUUUCUUUUUUACAAGGGUUUCUGCCCUCAACAGAGGCACCACCCUUUGGACCAAGUCAACCAUACCAGGGUGAUGAAGGGCUUUGUCCUUCUGGGCUUCCCAUCCCUUUCGCCCUCCUUCCAGCUGCUCCUAUGCUCCCUACUUUCCAUCUGCUAUGCCUUCACCUUGGUGGGGAACCUCUGCAUCGUGUGGGCUGUUCUCUUGGACUCUCGACUCAGCCGCCUGCCCAUGUAUAUCCUCCUGGGAAACUUUUCGGGUCUAGAGAUGUGCUACAUAACCACCACGGUACCCAAGAUGCUCUUCGAUUUGGCCUCUCCACUGCCGGGUGUCAUCUCUUUCCAUGGCUGUUUUCUCCAGUUCUAUUUUUUCUUUUCUAUGGGGACCACCGAAAGCUUCCUUCUUGCUGCAAUGGCCUUAGACCGAUACUUGGCCAUCUGCCACCCACUGAGAUACCCACUGCUGAUGUCUCAAAGGUUCUGCUGCAUCCUGGCUGCUUCCUGUUGGGCCUCUGGCUUUCUCUGGUUUCUGGCACCCAUCAUUUUGAUUUCCCAGCUCCAUUUCUGUGGCUCCAGCGUCCUCGAUCACUUUAUCUGUGACCCAGGGCCGUUGUUGGCUUCUUCAUGCACUCCAGCCCCAGGCACAGAACUGGCCUUCUACAGCCUCAGCUCCAUCGCUAUUUUUGGUCCCUUCCUCUUCAUUGUUUGCUCCUAUGCUACUCUCCUCUGGACAGUAAUGAGAUUGCCUUCAAGUACUGGGAGACGAAAGGCUUUUUCCACAUGUACCUCACAUAUGCUGGUGGUAAGCCUCUUCUAUGGCUCCAUCAUGGUCACUUAUGUAGCCCCCGGAGCUUCAGGAGGAAGCAACAAGGUGGUGACCCUUUUCUAUUCGGUGCUGACCCCCUUGCUCAAUCCACUCAUCUACAGCUUGAGGAACAAGGAGAUGAAAGAUGCUCUGAAAAGGACACUAUUCCCAGAAAAUUAG